Molecule: messenger RNA, 3050 nt
Organism: Xenia sp. Carnegie-2017
Lineage: Eukaryota; Metazoa; Cnidaria; Anthozoa; Malacalcyonacea; Xeniidae
Exons: 13
Coding region: 20-1894 (624 amino acids)
Biological process (GO): adenylate cyclase-activating G protein-coupled receptor signaling pathway
Molecular function (GO): G protein-coupled receptor activity
Source: RefSeq, a predicted model, not a curated record
CAUUAACGAGACAAAGAAUAUGAAAAAAUCUCUGUUUGCUGCAAACAUUUCAGCCGUUCGCAUAAAGAAUGGUUCGUACAUUACUAUAAACGAUCCCUUAGAUGCUUUUUUGUCUGAUUAUAACAUUACAAGUAAACCGUCUCCGAAGAACUACACGGAGACUCCUGCAAACGACACUCACAAGUCAGAAUACAAAAUUACGUUUCAAAAUAUUGCCACAAAUUUAACAACAGAUACAACAAGUUCUCGUGUUUCUUCGAAAACAAACAACGCACUUUCCCAUACAUGGGAUUCUCAGGUCGCCAAUCAAAGCUUCGAUGUAAUUCACGAUGCAAGUGAUAUUGACGAACUUGAUUCCAUAUUCGAUAAUGCUCAAUCAUCUCCAUUCACAAUUCAUGACAUGCAGAAUAGAAUCAACGAUUUCUCAAGUGGCUACAACCAUCGACAAUCUUCUCAACUCAAGAAGAAUCGUCCAAAUGCAAAGGAUGGUAUGAUCAUAGUAAAGAAAGGAAAACAUCCUGCUCCUAUGUUUGGUGGUGAUUUAUUGCUUGCAGCAGAUAGCGUAGUUUAUUUUGUGAAGUUCAAUGAAUAUAUGAAACCUUUGCUUACUUUGGAGAAUGUUAUGGAAUUUCUGAGAACUUGCAGCAACAUUUUGGAUAUUGAAAAUGCGAGAGAGUGGAAAAACGCGCAAAGACAUGUUGUACAACUGAGCAAAACAGGUGUUGAUAUAAUGAAAGAUGGUAAUGUUGUGGACUGGGAAAGAGCUUCGAGAAGAACUACAACUGGUAUGAGGAGUUCAUCUGUUUUGUAUGAGAUGAUCGAAGCUGUUGAAUCUUUCGGUCUUUCAGCAUCGUAUCAGUUGGAGUCAUUUGUAAAUCAAGUUAUCAUUAGUAAAAAUAUCGCUAUGGAAUUGUCUACUAUCCUAACAGACAUUGAAGGACCUGCACCAAACAUUGUGUUUCCAAACAUUUCCGAUCCUCGCAUCCAUGAGUGGUCUAACGAAACAAACCUUAUUACAUUGUCCCCGGCCGCAUUAGAUGAUAUUGCACAUGGAGCUAAUGUGGAAGCACACGUUGUGGGAGUCUUGUUUAAAACAAUAGGAAAUUUAAGUAUUCCUGUUGAAGAAGGAUCCGGAAAUAUGAAUGUCGAAAGUGGUAAUAUGAUGUCACUGUCUGUAUUUCCUAAAGUUGCUGACGAACUGGAUCCACCUUUAAGAAUUACACUUGAACAUUUAAAUCCUGAAAUGGCUCGUUUCAAGCAAGAUUGUGUAUUCCUAAACUCAAGCGCAGAGAACAUUUACGAAAUGUGGUCUAAAGAUGGUUGUCGAGUUGCAGACGUCAAUAUUACUCAUACAACUUGUGAAUGCAACAAAAUGUCAACAUUCAGCUUACUUGUUGAUAAAAGCAGACCAAAUGAUUUUGUGAUUCAGUCGGUUCCAAUCCCACCAAAAAUUGGUAGUGGUGGGAAAUCAAGAAAAACUCGUUCCAUUCGUCUGGCACUGUACAUUGUUUUACCUAUCUUGUUGAUUCUUGCUAUUCUUUUGAUUCUUAUGGUUUUCUUAUGGAGAAGGCGAAAAGGCAAAAAGCUAAAUGGUCGUGAUAAGGAAUCCGCAAUUGGUAGAGGUGAAAGAAACAAACCGGAUUUACUCACUGAAACCUUACCUAAGGUUGAACGUGAAUCCUCCAGUCUCUCCACCACUUCUGGUGAGAAGAAAAUACGAAAGAAAGGAGAGGGACGUCGAAAGAAAAAAAGAAAACGGCGGAACACGAUUGACAAAGACAGCAUUACAGAAGAAACGCAACAGGCAAGUAUAUUUUGUUUUGAUCUCAAGCAUAUUAACGUGUGCGAAACGUCUUUCUAUGAACAAUCUAAAUUAUCGUCACCAUCAGAGUGACGACGAACGUUCCCUGGGCGAACUACGUUUGCACAAAGAUCUCCAGGAACAACUGUUAAUGAAAGAAAAAGCGAUGAUCUUUUCUGAUUAUCACCAACCUUAUAACUUCAUAUCCCAUGAAGAGCCCGCUGCCGAACCAGUAGACUCUUCCACUCCCCUACCCGUCAAAUCAAAGACAGACAGUUACCCUCGACGUCACAGACAUCCCAUGUCAUAUGAAGAAGACACACGAGGAAAAAUUGGCUUUAAUAUGCAAAAGCACAAUUCAGAAAGUGUGCCACCUUUACAAACUUCGUCUGGAAGUUCAGGCUCCCCUGAAGACAGGAGGACCACCACUCCUUCUAAAAUAUUUAAUUUAAUCGAGAACUCUGUACAUGAAGAGCCUUUAGAAAAACAAAGACUUGCUAAAGAUAGUGUUCGGACGCUAUUCCCAAAUGAAUAUUUUAGCACACUGAAUACUGAUGGUGUUGUCACACCUAAAUCCAAAAAGAAAUUUAGGAAUCAAAAAAGGAAAGAUAAUUUAGCUAGUGUCGAGGACGUUGACGGAACCUCUUCAUCAAGACGAAGUGAAGUUAAGAAGAAAAAGAAAUUGUUCGGUAGAAAUACCCGGAGUGCCAGUCAAACAUCAUUAGAUGUAAUACAAGAGAACCCUAUUGAAUCAGGUGAAAAGACACAACCACGUGCACAACCACUUGAACAAGAUAAGAGACUAGAAUCAAAGCCUCCAAUUAGCCCAGCUAAAAAGAAACUUUUCAAAGGUAGUAACAAAAAAUUACUUGCGACUAAGAAACCUGAGAUCGCAGUAUCAGAUGGAGUAUCUUACGAUGAUAUGAUUGCUGAAGAAGAACCUGAAAAACGGGCGUCUUCUUCAAAACAAUUCAGCGAUAGUAAAGCCCCUUUAAAGUUAGUAAAAAAGGCAAAGAAAAAAGAGGACGCUGGUCGUCUAUUAUAGGAAAUAUCAAACGCAAUGGAAAAGUGAAGGAUCUCUUCACAUUAUCCACUGUAUUAGCGAAGACCUUAACAAACGGACGAUGAAGAUUCUGGAAAAUCUCUCUUUACGGAGACUAAGCAGAAGUAGGAAUCCUUUAAACAGAGACAUUUUGAUAAUUUAUAGUGCAUCGCUCUCAAAGAAAAUAAAUUAAAUUUUUGCCUAUAA